This is a messenger RNA of Papaver somniferum (opium poppy), 1149 nucleotides long. Its product is annotated as chloride conductance regulatory protein ICln-like. Gene Ontology annotation, cellular component: plasma membrane; methylosome; cytosol. The record is from RefSeq and is a predicted model, not a curated record. NCBI's taxonomy places the organism in Eukaryota, Viridiplantae, Streptophyta, Magnoliopsida, Ranunculales, Papaveraceae. Bases 205 to 882 code for a protein of 225 amino acids. The transcript is spliced from 7 exons. Gene Ontology annotation, biological process: mRNA cis splicing, via spliceosome; spliceosomal snRNP assembly; chloride transport.
CUCUUAAAUGUCUCUUAAGUAGAUAGAAUCUAACGGUUAUCAUGACAUACCAACAAUGCGGUUGUACAACACCUUUUACAACACACACGCAGCAUAAUCAUUAUAUAUGGUCAUUCCUCCUUGUACACCGAAAGACCUUGGCGCUCUAAACCCUAACCAGACAAAGAAAAAAGAAGAAGAGCGAGCGAUUUCAUCAUCAUCAUAAUGGUUUCACUUGGAAUAAGAAAUUUCACAGACAGGAUCGGAGAUGGUGCUGGAGAACCACUUUUAGAUGUUGAGAAUGGUGAAGAAUUGAUGCAUAUCCAACCCUUAGUAGCCAUUGUUCUUGCAAAUCGACCUCCUGAAUCUCCUGGAACUCUUUACAUAACCACCAAACGAAUUAUUUGGUUGAGUGAUGUAGAGAGGGAAUUGGGUUAUGUAGUUGAUUUCCUAUCAAUUUCUCUACAUGCUGUUUCUACAGACCCCGAGGCUUACGCAUUGCCUUGUAUUUAUGCUCAGGUUGAGACUUUAACAACUGGACAAGAGCAGUCAGAUUCAGAUAGUAUUCAGUCAUUAGACUUAUCUGAGAUUGAAGAAAUGAGGCUUAUUCCUUCUGAUCCUACCCAGUUGGAUGAUUUGUUUGACAUCUUCUGUCAGUGUGCUGAACUAAACCCUGACCCCGACGCAGAGCCAGAGGACGAUCCUGAUUGGGUUUUCAAUGCUGACCAGAUUGAAGUUGAAGAAGAUGAUGGUGGUGAUUGUGAAGAUCCUGAAAAUCCUAUUGGUUUUUCAAAUGGUGAACAUGAGCUAUCUCGUUCUGUGCUCGAGCUUCAAAUUGACGAUCAACGCUUUCAAGAUGCUUCAGAGGAAAUGGGUCGCGAGACAGAUAGUGGGCAUCAGUGAGCUUUCCCUUUCAGUUUAGAUAAUUUGGCCCUUCCUCUGUGACCGUGAGUCUUCACUAGUUAUAACAAGUCAUAUAACGUACAUUUGUAAACAGUUCCAAUGUUUUAAGUAUUUAGAAGUACUGUUUAACUAAAGCAUAUGUGCAAGGUUUUGGGGUCACCUUUUGUUUAUUUGGUAUUGGUUAGUGACCGAUUGACCUCUAAACAGAAAAAAAAAAAACACGUCAGAAGAUGGUUACAGAAGAGAAGGCUUUUAAAACAAAAAAAU